This is a messenger RNA of Botrytis byssoidea, 2784 nucleotides long. RefSeq lists its product as uncharacterized. The record is from RefSeq and is a predicted model, not a curated record. Gene Ontology annotation, biological process: mRNA splicing, via spliceosome; spliceosomal tri-snRNP complex assembly. Gene Ontology annotation, molecular function: protein binding. Gene Ontology annotation, cellular component: catalytic step 2 spliceosome; U4/U6 x U5 tri-snRNP complex. NCBI's taxonomy places the organism in Eukaryota, Fungi, Ascomycota, Leotiomycetes, Helotiales, Sclerotiniaceae. The transcript is spliced from 3 exons. Bases 1 to 2784 code for a protein of 927 amino acids.
AUGUCUGGUCGACGCGAUUUCCUUAGUCAAAAGGCGCCAGAAAAUUAUGUCGCUGGUUUAGGUCGAGGAGCGACAGGAUUUACAACACGAUCUGAUUUAGGUCCUGCGCGAGAGGGACCAAGUGAAGAUCAAAUCAAAGAGGCUCUUGCAAAGCGCGCUGCUCAACUCGGUCAAGCGGCUCCUACAGCAUACGGAGCUACAGAAAAAAAAGAUGAUGAGGAGGACGAUGAGCGCUUCCAGGAUCCGGACAAUGAAGUUGGAUUAUUUUCAGGUGGCGUUUAUGACAAGGACGAUGAUGAAGCAGAUAGGAUCUACCAGGAAGUGGAUGAGAAGAUGGACAGAAGGCGGAAAAUAAGAAGGGAAGCACGAGAAAAAGCAGAAAGGGAAGAAUACGAACGCAAUAAUCCCAAGAUUCAACAACAAUUCGCGGACCUGAAACGAGCAUUAGGAACAGUCAGUGAUGAAGAUUGGGCAAACUUACCAGAAGUGGGUGAUUUGACUGGCAAAAAUCGACGAAGCAAGCAAGAAUUGAGAAAGAGGUUUUAUGCAGUCCCUGAUAGUGUUAUUGCUGGAGCUCGGGACGCGACAGAGUUGGGAACCACUGUAAUGGAUGAUGGGGUAGAAAGUGCAGGAGGAGAUGGAUCUGAUGGAACUAUGACCAAUUUUGCGGAUAUUGGAGCGGCGAGAGAUAAAGUACUCAAAGUAAAACUCGAUCAAGCAUCUCAAGGCACCGACUCGAUGUCUGGAAGUGCGACCAAUAUCGACCCGAAAGGAUAUCUUACAAGUUUAGCCAAAUCCCAAAUUAACGAGGGAGAAACCCAAGUUGGUGAUAUCGUCCGUGUACGAACUCUGCUGGAGUCUGUUAUCAAAACAAAUCCAAAGCAUGCUCCAGGAUGGAUUGCAGCUGCUCGUGUCGAAGAGCUUGCAGGAAAAACUGUAGCGGCACGUAAUAUCAUCGCACGUGGUUGUGAGUAUUGUCCUAAAAGCGAGGAUAUCUGGCUGGAGAACAUUCGAUUAAAUGACAACCACAACGCAAAGAUCAUUGCAGCAAAUGCUAUUAGAAAUAACGAUCGUUCAGUGCGGUUAUGGGUUGAAUCGAUGAAAUUGGAAUCAGAACCCAGGGCCAAGAAACGAGUCAUUAGGCACGCGUUGGAUCACAUUCCUCAAUCUGUGAAUCUCUGGAAAGAAGCUGUCAAUCUCGAGGAAGAUCCCAGUGAUGCACGUCUACUUCUUGCAAAAGCCACCGAGAUUAUUCCUCUUUCAGUCGAGUUGUGGUUAGCGCUUGCAAGGUUAGAAACAUCCGAGAAUGCUCAAAAGGUCCUUAAUAAGGCCCGCAAAGCUAUACCUACUUCUCAUGAAAUUUGGAUAGCUGCAGCCCGGCUUGGUGAGCAAAUGGGCACAGCUUCUAAAAUAAAUGUCAUGAAUCGUGCUGUUAAAGCUUUAGCAAAAGAAUCCGCCAUGUUAAAAAGAGAAGACUGGAUCACUGAAGCAGAAAAGUGUGAGGAAGAGGGAGCAGUUUUGACUUGCGGUAAUAUCAUUCGUGAAACUCUUGGAUGGGGACUGGAUGAAGAUGAUGAUCGAAAAGACAUUUGGAUGGAGGAUGCAAAAGCUAGCAUAAACCGUGGAAAGUAUGAAACUGCUCGUGCUAUUUAUGCUUAUGCACUUCGUGUGUUCGUUACUAGCACAAAGCUUUGGCUUGCAGCUGCAGACCUAGAAAAGAACCACGGUACUAAGGAGGCUUUGUGGCAAUUACUCGAGAAGGCUGUCGAAGCGCGCCCUACAAGUGAAGUGUUGUGGAUGAUGUUAGCAAAGGAGAAGUGGCUAGCUGGUGAAGUCGAUAAUGCACGAAGAGUCCUCGGUAAAGCAUUUAACCAAAAUCCAAACAACGAGGAGAUUUGGCUGGCGGCCGUGAAACUGGAGGCAGAAAACAACCAACCAGAACAAGCACGAGAACUUCUCAAAACGGCACGACAAGAAGCCCCGACUGAUCGUGUAUGGACAAAGAGUGUUGCAUACGAAAGACAGCUAGGCAAUAUUGACGCAGCCCUGGAUCUCGCUAACCAAGGAUUAAAUCUCUUCCCUGGUGCAGCCAAAUUAUGGAUGAUGAAAGGUCAAAUUUACGAAGGCGAAGGCAAAAUGCCACAAGCUCGUGAAGCUUAUAGUACAGGUACAAAAGCAUGUCCAAAAUCUGUUCCGCUCUGGUUACUAUAUUCACGACUCGAAGAGCGAGCUGGUAUGGUCGUCAAAGCACGUAGUGUUCUUGACAGAGCCCGACUGGCAGUCCCCAGAUCGCCAGAAUUAUGGACCGAAUCCGUCCGAGUUGAACGACGCGCAAACAACACUGCGCAGGCUAAAAUCAUGAUGGCAAAAGCUCUCCAAGAGGCACCCAACAGCGGAUUGUUAUACACAGAAUCGAUUUGGAAUCUUGAAGCACGUACGCAAAGAAAACCAAGGGCAUUGGAAGCUAUCAAGAAAGUUGAUAACGAUCCAAUUCUUUUCGUCACUAUUGCUCGUAUCUUCUGGGGCGAGAGGAGAUUGGAAAAAGCGCAGAAUUGGUUCGAGAAGGCUAUUUUGCUGGAUAGUGAUUUGGGUGAUACGUGGGCUUGGUAUUACAAGUUUUUAUUGCAGCAUGGUACUGAAGAAAAACGAGCAGACGUGAUACAGAAAUGUAUACUCAGCGAACCUCGCCACGGCGAGUAUUGGCAGGCGGUAGCGAAGGAUCCGAAGAAUGCGGGGAAGGGUAUCGAGGAAAUAUUGAAGAUGGUCGUGGAGAAAGUAGAGUGA